AUGCAAGCGGAGGUAAAUGACAUAUUGGAAACGUCGUUGCAAAAAGCCAGAGAACAUGACAGGACUGGAAAUGUUGGGAAGGCUUACGCAUAUUAUACCAUUGUUGUGGAAUUGUGUCCUGCUAAGAGAUCAGAAAUUGAAGAAACAUUUACAGAUGUACUAUGUGAAUGGGGAAUACAAUUAGCACAAGAAAAUCGAUUUUCAGACAUUGUACAUUGUUACAAACAUUCCUUAGACAUUUAUCCAAAUAACCCUCGUAUGCUGAACAACUUUGCAGCACAUUUCUUAAGGAAUGACGAUCCUAUAAGGGCGAUAGAAUAUCUAAGGAGAGCUUUGAAAGUUGCUCCCAACUUUCUUCCGGCGGAACGAAAUUUACAGAAUGCAUACAGUAUGGCAGUGGACAGAUGGCACUUCACGAUGCUCAAUGACAAGUGGCGAAAUAAUGCUUUUGAGCAAGCUAUACGCAAGAGAAUCAAUCAAGGAUACGAUACGGUGCUGGAUCUGGGCACUGGUACAGGCCUGCUGAGCCUGUAUGUGAAGGAUGCAGGAGCGAAAAAAAUCUACGCGUGCGAAUGUUCUGACGUGAUGACGCUAAUUGCAAAAGAAGUAUUCGAAUCUAAUGAUGCAACUGACGUAAAAUUAAUACCGAAGCUGUCGUUUGAUCUGAAAAUACCUAUGGACAUUUCUGAAAGAGUAAAAUUAAUAGUGACUGAAACGUUUGAUGCUGGCUUAUUUGGGGAACUUGUAGUACCAUCGAUGAUUAACGUGCACAUGAACAUUUUAGAUCCAAAUGGUACGGUAAUACCGAUGGGCGCGACAGUUUAUACAGCGGCUAUUGAGUGCGAACAUAUUAGAUACAGAUCGUCGGUUAUCUUCGACAAGGUCAAAGAGAAUUGUCCUUUGAAUUUUCACGAUGUAUCUGUACUCUCAGAUGAUGAAUAUUAUGACACGGAGAAUCUGGAAAAAGUUCAGAUUAAUUAUGUCACUGAGCCGCAAAUGCUCUUAACUGUAAAUUUUAAUAAUCUACUAGAGUUGCAAGAAUUUUGCAAGGAUGGGAUAAAACAAAUAUUACGAGCAAAAUGUAAAUACAAUGGCAUCAUGGACGGUCUGGUUACUUGGUUCAAAUUACAUUUGGAUGAAGAGAUUACGUUGGAUUCCUCGGAUAGAAAAUCUUGUUGGCAGCUUGCUGUUUUCCCGGCGGUGCCAACCGCGUGCCACGAGGGCGAUACCUUGACGAUAAAAGCGGAGAUGUCAAAGAGCAAAUUAAAAUGUUCUUACAGCACUGACAACGCGCGGGCUAAAGAGGAGUGCAAAUUUUUAUAUCGUUUGCCAAAAGAAGUGAUUGUCUUCCUGAAUGACUUUGAUUACAUCAAAUUGCUCACCGAGAUUGGUAGAUAUCAAGAGAGUAGAAAAAUAAAAUAUAUUUUGGAUACUUCGCCUUUUCCAAUCUACGGGUUAACACUUUUAAAGGAGUGUAAAGCUAGUGAAAUUUUAUACUACAAAACUGAUAAUCCGAUGCUUCGUUCUCUGAUCGAGCGAGUAGCGCAAGAUAAUGGGAUUCGAGGGAAAGUACAUAUGAUAUCAAACUACGACGAGAUUCCAUGCUCCCUUGACUCUAUAUUCGUCCAUAAUUUUGACAUUAAGGGUGAAUUGAGAGACGGUCAAGAUAGUUGUUACGAAAUUUUCAGAUAUUUGCUCAAACGAAAUGGCAUAUUGUUACCGGAAAAGAUUUUUCUUAUGGGACAAUUGGUGUAUUCCAAGGACUUACCAAAUAUGGCUUAUGUGCAAGAUGCCAAUCUCCAAAAAUCCUCUUGCCCGUUCAAUACUCACAGUGAUAGGAGUUUAGAUAGCAAAGACGAUCCACAUACACGGAUUAAUACAACCAAUAAAAGUACAAACUAUGUAAUCGCAAAGUAUAUCAACAAGUACAAGAUUAAUCAAAUAUUUGAUUUGAAUUCGAGUUUAUAUUCGUGCGAAGUUUUUUCUGAAGCACGAACUAUUAUAGAAAUAAAUGAAACUGAAACCAUGGAAGCAAUUGUGAACUUUGGGGAAAUAAAGACUGAAAAGGACAUUUUCCCAAAUGCCUUAUUAUGUUGGUAUAAGAUUCAACUCGGCACAGAUCAUGUACAUGAUACGAUGAAGAAUAAUUCUUUCAUGAACCACACUGCAAUCAUUUUUGAAGAUGAAUUGAGAGACGUUAUUCUGAAAAAUAAAACCGUAAAGUUUAAAGUAUACCAAGUGAAAGGAUUAGUAAAAGUCACAGUAUUAAAUUUGUAGAAAUCUAUAAAAAAAAAACUUUUACAAUUUUGCACAAUUUUUCUUUUCAACUAUGAUAUUUAUAGUAUCCUUUUUAUUGUGCAUCGAGUGGACCGGAAAAUUUAUGCCGACCCUCUUAGCAAGAUUCAAGCACAAAAUAUAAUUAAUUAAUUUUUAUAUCAAUUCUUAAUGCAAAGUUCUCCGUUUGAAUUUGCUAAGGGGGUCGACAUAGACUUUCCAGUCAAUUCAAUAUAAUAUAUUCUGCAAUUAUUUUUAUACGAUAACUUACAUAAUAUAUUGCAAUCGCAAUUGCAGACAAAACUUUGAAGUUGUUAGAUAUUUAAAUAAACGUAAUAUUAUACAUAAGUAACUAAAAAUUUUGCUGUUACAAAAUUUGUAUUUAUCAAGAAGUGCAAUACAUAUCGAUGUCAAAAUAAAAUGUACAACACAAACAUAUAAAACAGUUGAUUGAAAACAGAAA
Messenger RNA from Ooceraea biroi (clonal raider ant), 2737 nucleotides. Its product is annotated as protein arginine N-methyltransferase 9. Gene Ontology annotation, molecular function: protein binding; protein-arginine N-methyltransferase activity; histone methyltransferase activity. NCBI's taxonomy places the organism in Eukaryota, Metazoa, Arthropoda, Insecta, Hymenoptera, Formicidae. Gene Ontology annotation, biological process: peptidyl-arginine methylation, to asymmetrical-dimethyl arginine; chromatin remodeling. The record is from RefSeq and is a predicted model, not a curated record. Gene Ontology annotation, cellular component: nucleus.